Molecule: messenger RNA, 5829 nt
Organism: Amphibalanus amphitrite
Lineage: Eukaryota; Metazoa; Arthropoda; Thecostraca; Balanomorpha; Balanidae
Product: apoptotic protease-activating factor 1-like
Exons: 25
Coding region: 150-4469 (1439 amino acids)
Biological process (GO): regulation of apoptotic process
Molecular function (GO): protein binding; ADP binding; ATP hydrolysis activity
Source: RefSeq, a predicted model, not a curated record
UAUUUCGGUAUUAUAUCAAUAGGGCCAUGUUGAUCGCCUUGAUCAUUUCCAUCUUGUUUGUCUGAAAGAGGAACUUCGUCGGCAACGCACCUGACAGGAAGAGCUAGUGGCACAGUUCUGCAUUGAGGCGCCGGGAGCGGCCGGCCGCCAUGGAGGACCGCCAGAGGCGCGCCCUGCAGAGGGCCCACUCCAAACUGGUCAAGGACCUCCGGGUGGACGCAGUCACCGACCACCUGCACUCCAGGGGAGUCCUUAAUGAAGAUCACCUGGAAAUCAUCUCCUCAAAGCCGACUCGGAAGGAGCGAGUGACUGAGUUGCUGAAGCUGCUGCCCCAGCGCGGUCCCGAUGCGUUCCCGGCACUGGUGGAGGCGCUGCGACGCAACUACCGCUGGCUCGCCGACGAGCUGGAGGAGUACGUCCACGAGCUGAACGACUCUAAAUCAGAGGCUGCGCAGGCAGCUCUGGAGGAGCGUCUGCGCGCCGGCGCCGUGCCCAGCCUGCCGGCCCCGCACAUCACACGCAAACAGUGCGUCGCUGAAAUCCGACAGCAUCUGAAGGAGCUCAAGGAGAAUCAUUUCCUCGGGGUGCACGGUAUGCCCGGCAUCGGCAAGUCCGUCUGCAUGAACGAGGCACUAAGAGACACCGAGCUGCUGCCCGACCGCUUCCCGGGCGGCGUGUACUGGAUCAGCGUCGGCGACGUCGACCACGAGGCGCUGCUGAACAAGCUGCAGGCGCUGUGCGAGCGUCUGACGGAGGAUGGCUCCACUGCCGCCCAGCUGCCGCCCACCAUUGAGGUGGCGCGCGAGCGGCUGCGCAAGCUGCUCAACCGGCUGGAGCGGCCGUGCCUGUUCGUGCUGGACGAUGUGUGGAAGGCCGAGGUGCUGGCGGUGUUCGAGCUGGGCGCGUGCGUGGCGGUGACGACGCGGGACGCCGCUGUCCUCGACCGCAUGGACGGCCGCUCGGUGACAGUCGCGCUGAAGGGCGGCUUCAGCGAGAGUGAAUCGCGCGAGCUGCUGGCUACCCGUCUGGGCAUGCCUCCCGACCAGUUGCCUCCAGAGGCGGAGGUCAUCCACCGGCGCUGCCUGGGCUCGCCGAUGGUGAUCGCCCUCCUCAGUAGCUUCCUGGCUGACAAGACGGGCCGCCGCGAGUCCAGAAACCGCUGGCACAAAUGCUUGGAGAUUCUGGAGCAGGGCAAACAUGAGAAGCUGAAAACUAACAUCAUGGAAGCGAUCGAUCUCACGGUGAAAACCAUGGAUGAGCAGCACGACAAGCUGUUCGGUUCGCUGACCAUUUUCGGAGCCGACAUCGGCAUACCUUGCGAGGUUCUCGGCACCUACUGGGACAUGUCCGCCGACGACGUGGAGGAUGCCAUGAACGAUCUGGUCAACAAGUCUCUCGUCCAGGACAUGGUCGACUCCAAUACCACGCUAUACAGCAUGCACGACCUCAUAUUUGACUAUCUGGCGCACAAAUACACAUCUGAGCAGAAGGCGGAGAUGCACGGGAAGCUGGUCGAGCGCUACCUGGUCGAGUACGGCAGCGACCUGAGCCGGCUGCCCGACGACGACUACACGCUGUGGUUUAUCGGACAGCACGUGCACCGCUCGGGACAGCACCACCUGUUCCCGAGAUUCUACUUCGACCUGGGCUUUGUGGGCAACAAGCUGCGGGUGACGGGACCGAGCGACCUGCUCAGUGACUUCAGGAAGUACGGAGAGUUCCUCGACAGGGACUCAAAUGACAACAUCACCCGCCGCAUCGACUUUGAGAACUUUGUGCGCACGGCUGGCCACCGCGCGGCGGGUCUGUCCAAGGCAGACGACCCGGCGGCGGCGGCCGUGCAGCUGGCGCUCUGCCAACCGGACAGCUCAGAGGUUUACAAGGCCGCAGAGAGGAUCUGCGCCGAGUCCAGCGAUCAGCUCUUCUUCCGCUGGAGGAACAAGGAAGCGAUGCGUUGGUCGAACGUGCUGCUGACCAAGCUGUUCUCGGGCUCCGUGUGGGACGUGGUGUUCACCUACGAGGAGAACCUGGUGCUGGCCGCCUACGGAGACGGCCAUAUCAAGCUGUGGAACAUGCUGACGGGCGACGAGCACCGCUCGUUUCACGGCCACUCGGACCGCGUCAACCAGCUCACCGUCAGUCCCAGCGGCGACCGGUUCGUCUCGGCGUCCGAGGACGGCUCGCUGAAGAUCUGGGACCUGGACGCGGCCAUUAUGGAGGCGCUCGGUACUGAUGACGACCAGCUCACGGUGCAUGACGCGUCGAGCGGUCAGCGGACGCCCUCGCCGCGGAUCCGCCACUCGUCCAGCUCGGCGUUCUUCCCCGAGUCUCGGAGACCGAGCGGCCUGCCGCGCCUAGACGACAGUGUGCAGACGCUGGAGGGGCACGGCACGGCCGUAGCCUGCGUGGACUGGUCACCAGAUGGGCACUACCUGCUCUCCGGCGCCGAUAACGGUGGCGUGAAGGUGUGGGACUGUUUCGGCGAGGAGGUGCACAGCCACCCGACCGCUCACGAGAAGAACGUCACCUGCUGCUCGUUCUCACCCGACAGCAGCUACUUCGCCACCGGGUCGGCGGACGGCAAGGUGCGACUGUGGUGUACCGAGAAGGGUGACCAGCUGUACACCUUCAGCCAGCACAACCUCCGAGUCAUCUCCCUCAGUCUGAGCAAAGGAGUCAUCCCCAGCGCUCUGUUCUCGUGGCACGCGACUGCCUCGGACGGGCCACUGCGCCGGGAAGUCUGUCGCCAGGUCUCGGAUGGGCUCAGAGCCGACACAGACAACAACUCGAUCGUGUCUGUGGCCGACAAGGAGAUCUUCCUCUGGGUUUGGAACACGGACCGCCGGCCCAGCCGCGACUUCAUCCCCGUCCAGAUGGGCCGCUCGGCGGUCGACCACGACCUCUACCUGUGCUCGCGACUGAACGAAGACCAGCGCCUGCUGGUGGUGGGCACGUCGUCCAAUAUGUACGAGACCUGGGACCUGCAGGAGAAGCGUGUCAUCUCCACACAGCGCGGCUUCGCAGGGUCGGUCACCUCCCUGGUGUUCUCCCGUGACGGGAAGCAGCUGCUGGCCGGUGCCGACGACACCGUCACGACAUGCUCCCUGACCGCCACACCCAAGGUGGAGGACAGCCUGCAGCCGCUCUUCUCAGCCCGCUUCGUGUCGGCUGACCCUCAGAGCCUCGUCGUGGCGGCCAUCACGUCGAACAACGGCGUUCAGGAGCGGCGCGACGGCGAGCUCACGGUGCUUCGGGGCCUCGAGGGUAAAGUGACUAAAACCACCAAACCCGUAGGGGAGAAGAUCAUCAUCACCAAGAUCAACAAGACAGGGACGAUGGUGGCCUUUGGCUGUGAGGACGGUUCUGUGGGUGUGUACCACCUGCCGCCGGCCGGGUCGGCUACCCAGGAGGUACCCGAGCCAAACAUCCUCGGCAAACACAACGACCGGGUCAUAUCGCUCAAGUUCGGUCCGAAUGAUACGGUGGUCAGCGGCUCCGAGGACAAAACCAUGAAGGUGUGGUGGCCCGAUAACCGUAGCGUGGCGUGCGGCGGGAACGGUGGCGCCGUCACCCAGGUGGGACUGUACGAGGCGCGCGACCAUGGCCUGAUCGCAGUCUCCUGCUCCCGAGACGGCACGCUCAAGGGCUGGCGCGCUCCUGUGCAUGUGCGCCUGCCGCGCCUGCCCUCCAUCAGUACGGCCGAUUUGUCCGAGAGUUACCGCACGGUGACACGCGUGUACCGGGCGGACACAGGCAAGCCGAUAACAGCGCACCUGACCCACGCCGGGUCAACGGUCACCUGCUACCGCAUUGUGCGCGCCAACCUGCCCGACGAGAACGGGGCCACCAGCGCGGCGACCGCGGCGGCGCGCGACAAGUCGCCCUGUCCCGACGACCUGAUCGUAGUCACUGCCGGUGUGGACGGCACGGUGAAGAUGUGCCGGCUGUGUACCGGCGAUUUGAUCAAGUCGUUCAGUCUGGAGGAGUUCGGUCCGGUGCGCACGUUCCGUCUGUCUGCCGAUAACCACCUGCUCGUCACCGGGCACGACAACGGCAGUGUGGUGGUGAGCCGGACCGACCACCAAUGCAAGCCGCUGCGCCUUCAGUUCCAUCACUCGAUGGUGAACGACCUGGCCAUCCACCCGAAUGGACGGGAGAUAAUCUCACUCAGCGACAGCCUUGCGUGGUGGAGACUGGACGUAGAUGAGAACCCGGUGUCGCCCCGCGGCCGGACCCGCGCCGGCCAGUCGCCGCUGGUGGUGCCCCCCUCGCCGCGGCUAACGCUACCGGCCAAACGCUACUUCAACUACAACCGUCGCACCUCGCUGACGCCUGAGAUCCGCGCCACACUGCGCCAGGUGUUCUCGUUCCGCGGCACACUGGCCCGUCGGCUCGUCGUCUCCGAUGACUGGACCACUCUGGUCACCAUCGACGACGCGGGGGUGCUCUAUGUGCUCCAGGUCAUGUGACGCACCGGGGAGCCUAGGACGCCGCCCGGGCUGCGUGCAGAGGCGCCCGGGUGUUAGUGCGAAAGACGCACAUUAGCUAGCUGCCUGCAGCGGCGGCCGGGUGUUAUUGCGAACGACGCACGCUAGAUGGCAGCAGAGACGGCUCGCAGUGCUCAGAUCUCGCACGUUGGGGCAUUUUGUGACGACGGCUGGUGAUUCGUUUUGUGAUUGCGUCCCUAGUGAGUACUCGGCUGAGAUUUGCUCAACUGCCGCUAUACCCAUGCUGAUGAUUGACAUGAGUUCAUUGUAUCAGGUUUUCGGCCAGGCUCAUUCGUCAAGAAACGAAGGUUAAUUCUAUGCAGUUUUCUACCCUACAAUGUAAUAUCAGCUUCCGAACCAUAUCAUCGAUAUGACAAGUCUGGUGUCGUGUGAUUUCUAUUUGUCUUUUUCUGACGAUUGACUAAGAUUCGCGCAAUGGUACAAGUAUCGAUCAAGUUCAACCAUUGUGCCGUUGCUGACGAAGUCUUGCCUCGUGAUUUCGGGGAUUUAUUGAUCCGUCGAUUGGUGAUGUUCUUUGGAGCUGAACUUGACGUGUGGACUCCAUAAGUGCGCCAGUGGAUUGUCAAUGGGUAUAGGAACAUUCGGAAAAUGACAAACCUUGCCAUUGCGUGUCCUUCCGUGAUUGGUGGCGAGUGCGUCCGACUGGCUUGUUUGUGUGGAGUUGCCUGUUUGUUGUCCCACUCAGUGGUUACGCCGAGUGACGCGUGGCAGCGCUGGUGUCAGUCCUGGACUGUGUUCAGGACUUGUGGGGUAUUCUGCUAACGAUAGCAGGGUCCCGUCCGGCGCCACGGGAACGGACCGACAGUCAACCAGCGCCGCCGGUUCCAGGGAGUGUGUGUGUGAGUAUCGCUAGCGAACACCGUGGACUAGUGGCUAGGUGUUAACAAAGUGACCCAGCGGCGGUCGUGGAGCCGACACAAGGCGCCGGCCGCCCGUCUUUCCGGCAGAGUGCCUUGUGUGCAAUGGUCGGCUAGUCACAGAGGGAGCGGCCGACCGGGACGGAGGUUCCCAGCGCGACUGAGGCGGCUCGCCGCUCCGGCGGACAGUGUGAACGACCGCCCGCGGCCCGCAGUAAGGGGAUUCCAGAGUCGCGGCGAGCCCUGUGGUGUUUAUUCCAGACCGAUCCGGUUGUGCGCCCGGCUGUUCGUUGUGAGACGCUUUAUGUGAUUUCUGCUGGCGCCUGGCGCGAGCUGAUAUUUUGGUGGUCCCGUCGGACGGUAUGACUCCGGGCUAGCGGUCGAGUCCCGGGCCCGCCUGUGAAUUGUGGACGCGUGGUCCGUCCGUCUGACCUUGUUUUCUACAAUAUAUGUACUAUCUGUCA